UUAUCACGCAACUCUCUCUCUCUCUCUCUCUCUCUCUCUCUCUCUCUCUCGGGGACAUACAAAAUGCAGGUUUCAGGUGUUAUUGGCGACGUUUCGUUGGUGAUUCCCUCAGGCGGUGGUCUUAGCUGGCCAGAAUUCAGACACUUCCAUUCGCAUACGCUCUCUAACUCCAAGUCAUUUCUUUCUGGUGCUUUUUUCAGAAGCUGUCCUUCAUCUUGCAUCCCAAAGCUGGGAAACGGACUGCAUAAGCGCCGAGCAAGAGGGUUGAUUGUGAGAGCAUCAAAGGAUUCAAGUGAUAAUUUGGUGCCAGUUGCUCCUCUUCAAUUUGAAUCCCCCGCCGGCCAGCUUUUGGCCCAAAUAUUGCAAAAUCAUCCACAUCUACUAUCUGCAGCCAUUGAUCAGCAGCUUGAGAACCUUCAAAAAGAUAGAGAUGCCCAGAGAAAAGAAACUUCUGCUUCAUCUGAAGAUCCCCUCUACAAGCGAAUAGCUCAAAUCAAAGAGAAAGAAAGACGCAUGGCAUUGGAAGAGAUAAUAUACUGCUUGAUAGUGCAGAAAUUCAUAGAGAAUGAUAUUUCAAUGAUCCCGAAGAUAUCAGCGACCUCAGAUCCCACUGGAAGAGUGGAUUUCUGGCCAAUGCAAGAAAACAAACUAGAAUCUGUUCAUUCUCCUGAAGCAUUGGAGAUGAUACAGAGCCACUUAUCCCUUGUACUUGGAGAGCGACUUGUGGGCCCUCUUUCUUCGAUCGUUGAGAUUAGCAAAAUCAAACUUGGAAAGUUGUAUGCUGCUUCAAUAAUGUAUGGAUAUUUUCUCAAGAGAGUUGAUCAGCGGUUUCAGCUUGAGAGAACCAUGAACACCCUUCCUGAUGGUUUCACUCCAGAUGCAGCACCAGCAAACCAGUUAUGGGAUCCGGAUUCCUUGAUCCGGAUACCUCCAGACGGUGGUAGUGAUGGUGAUGGAGGUAGUUACAUGAACAAUGGUGACGACAAGUCGUAUCGACUGAGAUCCUAUGUGAUGUACUUGGAUGCAGAGACUCUCCAGAGAUACGCUACUAUAAGAUCAAAGGAAGCAAUUUCUUUGAUUGAAAAUCAGACACAAGCACUAUUUGGGAGACCUGACGUCAGGAUUACUGAUGAUGGUUCAAUCGAUGCCUCUAACGAUGAAGUGAUUGCGCUUACUUUCUCUGGAUUGACAAUGCUUGUCUUGGAAGCUGUUGCUUUCGGAUCAUUCCUAUGGGAUGCUGAAACCUACAUUGAAUCCAAUUAUCACUUUCUCAAAAGCUAAAUGUUUAUUUAUUUACGCCCGGAGGCGAGGCUGCUGCUUAUAUGUUUUAGAGUAUUGAGCCAUGGUGUAAUGAGUUUCCUGUAAAUAUAAUUGUUAGUCACCUCUUGUUACAAAAGUUACUGUCUAGAUGUGUCGCCAAUUUGACCUACUUUAUCCCAAAUGUAACUGCAGGAAAGAUGUAAAUAGUGAUGCACAUAUUACCUGGUGCUUGCUGGGCCUCGGGCGUGCGACUCGACACCACCAAUGUUGGUGAUUUCUAGUGUCUUCGUCAAAUUUUUAAGAUGGCAGCGAUUACACAAUCCGAGUAUACUAACAUGCUAUGUUGCACGGAUAUCAGUAUAAGUAUGAGAAUACGAUAUGGCAAUACGCCAAUUAUAAUAUUAUAUUUAAUUAAUUUUAGGCGACUUAGUUCUAAAAUA
This is a messenger RNA of Prunus mume (Japanese apricot), 1700 nucleotides long. RefSeq names its product beta-casein (DUF760). Lineage: Eukaryota; Viridiplantae; Streptophyta; Magnoliopsida; Rosales; Rosaceae. The record is from RefSeq and is a predicted model, not a curated record.